UCCCCCACUAUCUUUUCACACCGCAAAAGCUCCAUUGAUGAAUAUGUAGAAGCUUUGCCCUUUCUCUCAGCCAUGAGGCAUUUGUAGAAGACAGUGAAUUGUCAAGUGAAUUGCUUUGACUGCACUGAUAAGCUUGCCUUGAUGGAGCCGAGUAGAUCGCCGGGGUCGAGGCAAGAUCCGGAGCACCCAGAGCUGGAUACGGGACCGAAUCGAUCAUAUGAGUGUACCUUUUGCAAGAGGGGCUUCUCGACUGCACAAGCCUUAGGUGGCCAUAUGAACAUACACAGGAAAGACAGGGCCAGGCUUCGACAGCCCCCGGUUCAAGAAGAUGAAUCGAUGGGUUCGUCACGUCAUCCCUCGAUGACGACUGGUGGCACAAUUGGGAGGGGAGAAUCACAGAUGAGUUACUCCCCCAAAUAUUAUCAUGGAGCAGCUUCGGUCAGACCAGCAAUGAUUGAUACAGGGAAACCUCCUCAAUUGCGGUUGUUUUCCGAGAUUCGUGAGGAGGGGUCGAGCGGAGCAAGAGCCAGAAGUAGUGGUGAGCCCGAAGGGACGCAAGAGGGCUCGCGAAAUCCUGCCGCCGAGGAGGAGAAGCUCGAUUUGGAGCUCAGGCUUGGCCCUGAUCCUUGAGCAAUGGCUCUCCACUGUAUAGGAAGCAACACUAGGGACCUACAUGUACUUUGCACCAUAUGACUCACCAGCCACAAGGGUGACCCGAUCCGGCUUUGCUUGAGUGGAUAGUGGGACCCACAUUGGAAUGAACGGUCUAGAUCUGUCAUCGUUUGGAUCGAAGAUGUAAACGUGAGAAGAAACCUUUGCCUAGGA
Molecule: messenger RNA, 825 nt
Organism: Amborella trichopoda
Lineage: Eukaryota; Viridiplantae; Streptophyta; Magnoliopsida; Amborellales; Amborellaceae
Source: RefSeq, a predicted model, not a curated record